AUGGCAAGCCGGGAGUACGCCUGGUGUCUGCCCCUGUACAAAGCCAUUGUCAGAGGUGACUGGAGCAGUGCCAAAGUUUUCCUUGACAACCAUGAAGGUGCAGUGAGUGCCAAAAUCACUGUGGCAGGGGACACUCUUCUUCACAUUGCAGCUCAAACAGGUCAAGUUCAAGUAGUAAAAGAGCUAGUGAAGUUGAUGCCGACAGAAGCUCUAGCAGAGAAGAACAAUCUUGGCGUUCCAGUCCUCUCCGUUGUUGCUGUAGGUGGGAUGGUUGAGAUGGCAGAGAUCAUGGUGAGAAAGAACAAAGAUUUGGUGGGAAUAAGAAAUCAUUACCAACUAACACCAGUUGUGAUGGCUGCUUUUCAUGGCAACAAGGAAAUGGUGCAUUAUCUUUACCCACUGACGAGAGAUGAGGAUCUAUGUCCAGAAAUAAGUAACAAUGGAGCAACACUUCUCACUGCUCUAGUCUUCUUUGAUUUCUAUGAUGUAGCUUUGGAUCUAGUCCGGCGCUACCCAAAGUUAGCCAUCACCACAGAUAUCUAUGGAGAGAGACCCCUGAAUGCACUAGCUGGAAGGCCUUCUGCAUUUGAAAGUGGAAUUCAAUUUGGAACUUUAUCAAGAUGCAUCUACCCUUAUAUCCGUUUGGAACCAAGUAGUGGAGCUUGUUUCAUCAAAGUUGACAUUGAAAAUCUUUCCAUGGCAUAUAGAGUGCUUGGAAAAUCUCCUGGACUGAUUGGAAAUGCGUUCAAGAGAUUAGUCCCAUUCAUGAGGCAUUUAUACGAUGGAAAAUUGAUCCAUCUCCAAGCAGUUGAACUGCUGAAACACUUCUGUGAUCAAGUCUCCACGCUUGACUACCCACCAAUUGUAGAGAAUGGGGUGAUGGCUGCAAUAUUCCGAGCCACCCAAUUCGGAAUUGUUGAAUUUAUUAUAGAGAUUAUUAGUAUAUGCCCUCAUCUAAUCUGGAGCACUGAUGAACAUGAUCGAAACAUAUUUGAAGUAGCAAUACUAUACCGCCAAGAAAAGAUUUUCAACCUCAUCUAUGAGCUAGGAGGACAGAGGAAUGAGCUAGCAAGUUAUGUGGAUGAAGAAGGAAACAGCUUGCUGCAUGUAGCUGGAUUGUUGGCACCUCCUCAUCGACUCAAUGAAGUUUCUGGUCCAGCUCUACAAAUGCAACGUGAACUACAGUGGUUCAAGGAAGUUGAAGCAAUUGUACAGCCACGAUGUACAGAGCUCAAGAACUUCCAAGGUAAAACACCCCGCGUAUUAUUCAGCGAGCAGCACAAGGAGCUGGUUAAAGAAGGGGAGAAAUGGAUGAAAGACACUGCAACAUCAUGUAUGGUUGUGGCGACACUCAUAGCCACUGUUAUGUUUGCAGCAGCCUUCACUGUCCCAGGGGGAAAUAACAGUAACACAGGGAUUCCCAUCUUCCUAGAAACCAAUUCCUUCAUGGUUUUCUCCAUAUCAGAUGCAUUAGCACUUUUCUCUUCCUCCACUUCAGUCCUCAUGUUCUUAGCCAUCUUAACUUCACGCUAUGCAGAAGAUGAUUUUCUCAAGUUCUUGCCACAAAAGUUAAUCAUUGGACUAUUCUUCCUCUUUGUCUCCAUAGUGGCCAUGAUGGUAGCCUUUGGAGCAACCAUCUUUAUUAUACUUUGCCACAGAAUUGUAUGGCUCACUAUUCCCAUUACUCUUUUGGCUAGUGUCCCUGUCACCUUGUUUGCCUUACUGCAGUUUCCACUGUUUAUUGACAUGAUUGUUUCUACAUAUGGGUCAGGGAUCUUCAACAAGCAAACCAGAAAUCUAUAUAGGUGCAUCACAUAA
Molecule: messenger RNA, 1818 nt
Organism: Nelumbo nucifera (sacred lotus)
Lineage: Eukaryota; Viridiplantae; Streptophyta; Magnoliopsida; Proteales; Nelumbonaceae
Cellular component (GO): membrane
Molecular function (GO): protein binding
Source: RefSeq, a predicted model, not a curated record